AUGUUGGCAAUAAUCAGUGUCGGAGUUGCGGUACUCGCCGCUUUGGUGUAUAUUGGAUUUACAAAAACACUUCUAGUGUCUGGCGUUCUAGCUGUUCUCUAUACACUUAAAUAUCACAAACGAUGGUGUUAUGUCGCCCUUAAAACUGCUCCGAGAGAUCUAAGAGCCCUUUAUUGUUAUAUAAAGAUAUUAUUAAUAACAAGAAAAUUCAUGAGAAAAGAUUACACUGUACCAGACAUAUUCCAUGAAAUUGUGCUGAAGCAUCCUAAAAAACCAUGCUUCUUGUUACAAGAUGAAGUAUGGACAUUUGAAGAGGUUGAAGAGUUCAGUUUGAGAGUAACAGCUGUACUAAAAUCAAAAGGUGUUAAAAAAGGUGACAUAGUUGGUCUUCUCGUGAACAACAGUCCUCAAAUGCCAGCACUAUGGCUCGGCAAUGCACGGCUUGGUGGUAUUACACCACUUAUCAAUACAAAUCAGCGAGGAAAUGCUUUGAUACACUCCAUAUCAAUUGCUAAAUGCAAUGUUCUCAUAUUUUCUGAUGAAUAUUUGUCAGCAAUCCAGGAUGUUUCAAGUCAGCUCGAUCCUAAGUUGAAGUUACUUAAGUUUACGCAUCGUCCUUUAAAUAAAAAUCCUGUUGAAGUAAAUGCUAGUGGCGAUGGUAUUGAAGAUUUGACGGAUUUACUUGAAAGGACCCCUCCUGCACCAUGGACGUUGGCUGAUGCCAAUGGAUUUCAAGGAAAACUAUUAUACAUUUACACAUCGGGUACAACCGGUCUACCAAAAGCAGCUGUAAUAUCAAAUUCAAGAUAUGUAUUCAUGGCGUGUGGUCUUCACAACUUCAGAUUGAAUUCUUCAGAUGUUGUGUACUGUCCUCUGCCUUUAUAUCACACAGCGGGCGGAGUAGUUAGUGUGGGCCAAGCCUUAAUAUUUGGCUGUACAGUUAUAUUGAAAACCAAAUUCUCUGCUUCCCAAUAUUUCCCCGAUUGCGUCAAAUAUAAGGCUACGGCAGCUCAUUACAUAGGAGAGAUGUGUCGCUACGUGCUCGCGACCCCACCUUCCCCGGCGGACAGGAGUCACAGAGUACGGCUCAUAUACGGCAACGGUUUGAGGCCACAGAUCUGGACGGAGUUUGUGAAUCGUUUCAAUAUCAAGUACGUCACUGAGUUCUACGGAGCGACGGAAGGGAAUGCUAAUAUCGCUAACUCUGACGGCACUCCUGGCGCAAUUGGCUUCAUUUCCCGCAUCUUUCCGGCCGUGUAUCCCAUCGCUAUAAUCAAGGUUGAUCAGGAAACUGGGGAACCCAUUAGAGACUCCAGAGGACUCUGUCAGAUUGCUCAACCGAAUGAGCCUGGUGUAUUCAUAGGGAAGAUAUCACCAAACAAUCCUACAAGAGAGUUCCUCGGGUACGUGGACCGCAGCGCCUCGGAUAAGAAGGUGGUCAGGGAUGUGUUCACUCAUGGAGACUCAGCAUUCAUAUCUGGUGACAUCUUAGUGGCUGAUGAGUUCGGCUACUUAUAUUUCCGUGACCGUACCGGAGACACGUUCAGGUGGCGCGGAGAGAACGUCAGUACUAGUGAGGUGGAGGCUGCCAUCUCUAACGUGGCCAACCAUAGAGACGCUGUUGUCUAUGGUGUUAUGGUUCCAAACACCGAAGGUCGUGCUGGUAUGUGUGGCAUCGUUGAUACUGAUGGUACCUUGGACCUAGAUAAACUGGCCAAGGACCUAUCAAAUGACCUGCCUCCAUACGCCCGACCCGUCUUCCUCAGAGUUAUGACCAGUCUAGAUAUGACCGGUACGUUUAAAAUGAAGAAGACAGAUCUUCAGAAGGAAGGCUUCGACCCCAGCAAGGCUAAGGGCGACAAACUCUAUUACCUGGAUAUGAAACAAUGCAAGUACCUCCCGCUUAACGAAGACGAGUACAACAAAAUUAUAGAAGGACAUAUCAGAAUAUGA
Molecule: messenger RNA, 1953 nt
Organism: Danaus chrysippus (African queen)
Lineage: Eukaryota; Metazoa; Arthropoda; Insecta; Lepidoptera; Nymphalidae
Source: the annotation of a GenBank genome assembly